AUGUGGGAUGAGUUACAUGGCAAACUUACGACUGUUGCUGGAAUAGUACCGACUAAUUCGGUCUAUAAAAACAACAGACCUGUGAAGCUGCCAUGGGACACAUCCUCAUUGAAGCGCAUGAGAAAGAACAAAGAUAAAGCAUGGACUGCAUUUGAUAUUGAACCUUCUAGUGUUAAUCUUAGUCAUGCAAGUAGUAAACAGCUCAUCUAUGAGAAUGAGGAAGUGAAAGCAAAGAUAAGAUAUGAGAAGAAGAUAACUUCCAAUUUAAAGAUCAAUUAUAACAUUAAAAGUAAAGUUAAAAUAUUUGCUGAUGAUCUUAAGCUUAUAGCUAAUGCCUCCGAGCAUGAAACUAUAGCUAAUGAUCUGAACGAACUAGAGAUGUGGGAGAGUAAAUGGCUUUUAAAGUUUAAUCCUACUAAGUGUUCAGAAACUGAUUGUGUCAGAGAGUGGCUGGAAAUCUUUGAAAACGCCGCUUCUGUGUUCAUUUUCGCACACGCAGAUAAGUUACCAGAUGACGCAAACGAGAAAACUGCUAAAAAAGCAGAACUCAUGAGAACACUGUUAACAGUCAAUCUGGGGCCUGACGCGUUGAAGAAGUUGCGUGCAUUUACAUUUCCAGCUGAAAUUAAAGACACUGACUACGCUACCCUGAGAAAAACUCUUGUUGAUCGGUUAUCACCCAAAACAAACAUUGUAGCUCAACAGCAGAAGUUUAUGACGUUGAAUCAGAUUGCUGGUGAAUCCUUAUGUACUUUUAUGUCACGAUUGAAGGAAGCUGCUAAUGUUUGUCAGUUCGGUGAUUUGUUUGAUUUAAUGGUGCGUACACGUUUUGUGGCUGGACUAUCCUCUGAUAGGAUACGUGCUGAACUCAUAUCAGAAUCUGCUACCAACGACACGUCUGCCAGCCUGUUUGAUAAAGCUCAGACGAAGGAGAACGCUCUGCAAAGUUCAAUAAACUGUCGCAAACCCGGACAUAUCGCGAAGAACUGUCGUUCAGCUAAGAAGCAAUCCCAUUGUGUUGAAGGGAUUGGUGAUCAUGAUGAUGGCAACGCUUGCGCUGCUGAUUAUGGGUACACACAUCAAGAGUCGGAGAAAACGUUGUACUGCGUGGAGACGGCUGAUCCUGUCCAGAUUCCAGUACAGAUUCCUGUUCCCGAUGGUACUCUUCCUGCAUCAGUUAAAUUGCGAGUAGCUAAUUUUAAUUGUGAAAGCAUUGACUGCAAGGCCCUUGUAAACGUUGAAUUUAGAGGCAAGAAAUGGAUUUUACCACUAUAUGUUGUCGAUUGUCGGUUUCCCACACUCCUAGGUCGAGAGUGGAUCAUCCAGAUGUUUGGUAAAGACUGGUUGGAUCAUGUGAUAGGACUUGUUGAUGUUGAGCAAUCUUACGCUGUCUCCAAGCUUCAGAGAGAUGAAUUUGUUAGUGAGAUACUCCGCAGUCCUGUGUUCGAUCCUGGUGUUGGAACUGUUAAAGGAUUCGAAGCUUGUCUACAAUUUAAGCCUGAUGCGAGAGCAAAGUUUUGCAAGGCAAGGCAGGUCCCAUUUGCCAUCGUAGACAAGGUUGGGAAAGCCAUAGACGAGUUAGUGAAGAAUGGACAGCUGAUUCCAACAGAGCACUCAGACUGGGCUUCACCCAUAGUUCCUGUCAUGAAAGCGGAUGAAGAUUGCUUGAGUAAGAUUGUCGGAGGUAAACUGUUUACUAAGCUGGAUAUCAGAGCCGCUUAUAAUAGUUUGAAGUUGAGAGAAUGUGACCAAAAGAUUGUGACUUUGAACACACACAAAGGAUUGUUCAGUCCUACUUCUCUACCAUUCGGUAUUUCAUCUGCCGGACCGAUAUUUGAACGCAAGAUUGAUGAUACCUUGAGAAAGACAGAGAACACAGCAUGGCGUGUUGACGACAUUCUAAUAACUAGACCUGAUGAUGAGAGUCACAUGAAGAACGUGAGAACGGUGAUUACAGCACUAGAGAAUGAAGGCUACAAAUGCCGGCUAGACAAGUGUGUUUUCAUGGAGCCUAAGGUGACAUUUCUUGGCCAUGAAGUAUCUGCUGACGGGAUAAGACCGCUGAGUUCGAAAGUUGAAACCAUAGUGAGAGCACCGUAUCCUACUACUAGAGCGGAGAUGAUAUCAUUUCUUGGUGGUGCACAGUACUAUUCGCGUUUUAUUCCCAACAUGUCAACAGUUGUUGAACCACUUAACCGUUUAAGACCCGCUGACAGUAUUUUCCACUUCGGAGAUAGAGAAAAGAGAGCUUUUGAUGAGUUAAAAGCACUGUUAUCGUCUGACUUGGUUCUAACAGUCUACAACCCUGAGCUGGAGUUAAAGCUUGACACGGACGCUUCAUCCGUUGGUUUAGGAGCUGUUAUGUCACAUAUUGAUGAAAAUGGGACAGAGCGACCGAUCGAGUAUAUAUCUCGAACGAAAUCUGAGAGAAACUAUUCCAUGAUAGAAAAAGAAGCAUUGGCAAUAGUUUGGGCGACUAAGAGACUGCACCGUUAUCUUUUUGGACGACCGUUUACCCUAGUUACAGACCACAAGCCGCUGGAAUCUAUCUUUCACCCUAGUCGUGGAAUUCCUAGCAUGGUGGCAGGUCGUUUACAACGAUGGUCAUUGUUCCUUAGCGGUUACACUUACAAGAUCCAGUUUCGACCCACUGGUAAACAUUGUAAUGCUGAUCUAUGUUCCCGUUUUCCACUGCCUUUAGACACAUCGGCAGAGACGAGAGAGUUUGAUGACGAGUUAACAGAGGAGUUUGAAAUGAAACCUCUAGAUACUGUUUUCAGCGUGCACUACUUCGGUGAUGACAAACCUUUGAUUGACGUUGAGUUAAUAGCUAGUCACACGAGAAGAGACAAGACACUUGGUCGAGUGUUACAGUUUGUUAAAGACGGCUGGAACGAGAAACCCCCUGUUGAUGUCGAGCUGAAACCGUUUUACACACGUCGAAACGAGUUGUCAGUAGACCAAAACUGUAUUGUCUGGGGAUCUCGAGUUGUUAUUCCAGAGAGUAUGAGAAAGAGCGUGCUUUCAAUGCUUCAUGCAACACACAUGGGCAUUUCACAGACCAAAGCACUAGCGAGAGGCUAUGUUUAUUGGCCAAACAUGGAUGCUGAGAUCGAGAAAAUGGUUAAACUAUGUGAACCAUGUCAACUAAACCAGAAGAAACCCGCUAGAUCUACACCACACCCAUGGGCUAAAACUAUGGAGGCUUGGGAGCGGAUUCAUCUAGAUUUCUGUGGACCCUUUCUUGGAUCUAUGUGGCUGAUAGUUAUCUGUUCGUAUUCAAAAUGGUUAGAAGUUGUUAGAAUGACGAACAUUACAAGUAAGAGAGUGAUUCAAGAGUUACGAGACAUCUUCAGCCGUUGGGGACUACCCAAGAUACUAGUAUCAGACAAUGGAUCGAGUUUAACUUCAGAAGAGUUUAAAGUAUUCACGAAUAAUAACCAGAUUCGACACGUGCUUAUUCCUGCUUACUCACCUGCAAGUAAUGGACAAGCAGAAGUUGCAGUCGGACUGUUUAAAAGAGCUAUGAAACGGAUGAUCUUGAAAAACCCUGACGUUAUGUUUGCUUUAAACGAUCAGAACACGAUUGCUGAAUCGAGACUUCGUGAUCUGAAGAUUGAUGACACUAUAUCGUUCUAUGAUGAGAACAAGAAGUGCUGGAGAAACGGUGUUAUCGAGGGUAAGGAAGGUACCAAAGUGCUACUGAUCAAGACACCUGAUGGAGUCUACCGCAAGCAUUUGGACCAGGUAAUCAAGAGAUCUGUUGUGUCAGAACCGUUGCAACAAACAGAUCCGGAUACACCACGAGUUGAGCUGGAGAUAAGAGAUGAGCAGAGCUCUACAGCUAUUGAGGGUGAUUUCAAGAAGACAGCUAGCUUACCUGAGAGUACAGAGCCGGAAACUUCGAUUAUAGUUGGUAAUAAUCCAAAUCUACCCGCUGAGCCUGACCAUAAGGCAGCCGUUGAACCUAUAAUCACUGCACAACCUGUACUUAAACCACGUGAGCUUGCCAUAGAAAUUAACCGUAGCACUAUGAAACCUAACAUUGUUAGAGAGCAUGAAUUGCAACAACCUAAUUUGCUUCUGCCAGCAAACUUUGCACGUGAUAGUAAACCACCAGACAGGCUAAGUUACCGCAAACUGGGAGGAACAUAA
Molecule: messenger RNA, 4155 nt
Organism: Bolinopsis microptera
Lineage: Eukaryota; Metazoa; Ctenophora; Tentaculata; Lobata; Bolinopsidae
Exons: 7
Coding region: 1-4155 (1384 amino acids)
Biological process (GO): DNA integration
Molecular function (GO): nucleic acid binding
Source: RefSeq, a predicted model, not a curated record